AUGCGCUUCCCACGAGAUGGGACUUGCCCAUUUUGCGCUUUCGCUGAUGAGGGCGAGGAGGAGAAGGAGUUCGAGAAACAGGUCGAGAAGAACAAGGCGAAGGCGAAGAAGCGCGCGGCCAAGAAGGAGAAAGCCGCAGCUGCUGCUCCCGUGAAACGUUCGACCCGCACUACACGACAGAAGACGACCACACCCGUUGACGACGAGAUGGACGAGGGCGUGUAG
This is a messenger RNA of Peniophora sp. CBMAI 1063, 225 nucleotides long. NCBI's taxonomy places the organism in Eukaryota, Fungi, Basidiomycota, Agaricomycetes, Russulales, Peniophoraceae. The record is from the annotation of a GenBank genome assembly.